AUUCUGGACCUACUGUUGCUGUUAUAUGUGAAUAUGAUGCAUUACCCAAAAUAGGCCAUGCAUGUGGGCAUAAUUUGAUUGCUGAAGCUGGCUUUGGUGCAGGUCUUGCAAUUAAAGCUGCAAUGGAAGCCAAUCCUGAUAUUCCAGGAAAGGUUGUAGUGCUUGGUACACCAGCAGAGGAAGGUGGUGGUGGCAAAAAAACUCUCAUUGAAAAAGGUGCAUUUAAAGAUAUCGAUAUAGCAUUAAUGGUUCAUCCCAGCCCAGAUAAUCAUCUUUACCCACCAUUCAUUGGCAUUCAGAGGGUCAUUAUAAAAUAUACUGGUAAAGAAGCUCAUGCUUCUGGUUAUCCAUGGGAAGGAUUGAAUGCUCUUGAUGCUGCUGUUGCCUGUUAUAAUAAUGUUGCACUUCUUCGACAGCAUAUCAAACCCACUUGCAAAAUACAUGGUGUCAUUACAAAAGGUGGAGAAGCUCCCAACAUCAUUCCUGGUCACACUGAAGUACAAUUUUAUUAUAGGGCCCAUUCAAGUAAAGAAAUGGAAAAUCUGAAAAAAAGACUCGAAGCUUGUUUUAAAAGUGCAGCACUAGCCACUGGGUGUGAAAUUUCUAUUACUUAUGAUGAUUCUAAUGCGUAUGAGAGUCUCAUAACAAAUAGAGUUCUUGCUGAGUUAUAUAAAAAAUAUGCUACAGCUUUAGGUAAGUGA
Stegodyphus dumicola is the source of this 701-nucleotide messenger RNA. Its product is annotated as xaa-Arg dipeptidase-like. NCBI's taxonomy places the organism in Eukaryota, Metazoa, Arthropoda, Arachnida, Araneae, Eresidae. Gene Ontology annotation, molecular function: dipeptidase activity. The record is from RefSeq and is a predicted model, not a curated record.